Laetiporus sulphureus 93-53 is the source of this 1176-nucleotide messenger RNA. Its product is annotated as protein phosphatase methylesterase. Gene Ontology annotation, biological process: protein demethylation. Lineage: Eukaryota; Fungi; Basidiomycota; Agaricomycetes; Polyporales; Laetiporaceae. Gene Ontology annotation, molecular function: protein methylesterase activity. The transcript has 8 exons. The record is from RefSeq and is a predicted model, not a curated record. Bases 25 to 1176 code for a protein of 383 amino acids.
ACGCCGCCUUGACCUGCAACCAUCAUGUCUGAUUUGUAUCGCUCAGCGAUGCAGGCACGCAUCUCGAAACUGCCUGCCCUCCCGGCCGUUGAUGAUGAAGGGGACGAGGAGUCCGAGGCCGCGGAUUCCUUGGGAUCGUUAUCCACUGGUGUUGGCCCUGCACCGAUGCCCUCUCGAACACCCAGAUCCGCUCGCAAACGGGUCCCCAAUGCCUCCUUCGCACCCAUUUCCGCAUCCAACUUCUUCGAGCAAGCCACCCAGGUCUCCGUGCCCGCCUCGGGGCUGGACGUGCGGGUGUAUUAUACACCGCCGAAGUUCGCAGAUGGUACAGUGAUGGUGUGCCAUCACGGUGCGGGCAUGUCGGCCCUGACGUUUGCGUGCGUCGCGAAGGAGGUGACGGAUGUGAGCAAGGGAGAAUGUGGCGUGCUUGCACUGGACUGCCGGGGACAUGGUAAGACGACCCAUAUUACAGAGCCCGCACCGGACCAAGAGGACUUCUCUAUCGACACCCUCGUGUCGGAUCUUGUCAACACCAUUGAAGUAAUAUUCUCAGAUCGGGCCUCAGCACCUACUCUACUGUUGGUGGGGCACAGUCUCGGUGGAUCCGUUAUUGUCCGUGCGUGUCCUAUCCUCCAGGAGCGCCAGUACAGGAUCACCGGUGUCGCCGUGCUCGACAUCGUUGAAGAAUUCACGCUCGAAGCAUUGCCGAUGAUGCACAGUCUGCUGGAUGCCCGUCCGGAAGGCUUCGACAGCCCGGAGGAGGCAAUUGAAUGGCAUGUCCAAACGCACGUAAUCCGCAAUCCAGCCUCUGCCAGAGUCUCUGUGCCAGCGGUCAUCACACCUGCGCCGCCCGACGCUCGUCCCGGCACUCCAGCUUAUGUUUGGCGAGCACCGUUAAGGGCAACCGCGUCAUAUUGGACAAGCUGGUUCACAGGUCUUUCGAGCAAAUUCCUUAUAGCGCGUACCGCCCGCUUGCUCAUUCUGGCCGGCACAGAGCGACUUGACAAGGAAUUGAUGAUUGGCCAGAUGCAAGGCAAGUUCCAGCUCGUCGUGAUACCCGGAGUGGGUCAUAUGUUGCAAGAGGAUGACCCUACGAGGCUGGCCGAAGUGCUCGUUCAGUUCUGGAGGCGGAACGAACGGGUUAUCGUAGGUGUAAAGAAAGUCGGAGAGCUGUAA